UGCAGACAGGCAAAAUCAAAACAGUGCAAAAUUUUGCAGGUGUUGCAGUGACACUUUGACCUAUAAUAGUAGUGGCAUCGUUAAUUCAUUCUACUGCAGGCGCACACUUUUCCGUGCAGGACUCGUUGUGAUUCCUGGAUGUUUUAAAAAAACAGCCAUGGAUCCUCUUUUCGUGUGUCUUCGGCUGUUUGAUAUGCGCAAGUACGAUGACGUCAACAAAAUCACCACAGCUCUCCUGGAGAGGAACCCCCAGGACGAAGCAGCCUGGACCCUGAAGAUGCGUGCCCUUACCCAGCAAGUGUACAUUGACGAGUACGAAAUGGAGUACGAUGGCGCUGUGGAUCAGCUGAUGGAUGAAAGCGCCAUGGCCGCCAAUCCCAAACCAGGCACUUCGCUGCGCCAGACAGCCAAGCCUGGACCGGGAGCCGGAGCCCGACCGAUGUCGCGACGCACGGGUCGACCUGUCAGCGGAAUGCUGCGACCGUCCAGUCGCACGGUAACAGGGCUGGGUAAAGUGACCACCGGCAGGGCGGUGAGUGGUCAGCCGUUGAGUGCGAAAAUUGGCCGGAUGCUCAGACAAGGUACGGCAUCCAUGAUUACAUCGCCUAACGGUCCAUUUAUAAAUCUUUCCCGACUGAACCUCACUAAAUACUCACAGAAGAAGUACCUCGCGAAGGCGCUGUUUGAGUAUAUUUUCUAUCACGAUCAUGAAACAUCGAUGGGUCUGCAGAUGGCUAAUGAGGGUGUUCAAGUGGAUGAUAAAGACUGGUGGUGGCAUCGAGCACGUGCGCUCUGUCAUUAUCGACUGGCCCUGUAUCGAGAAGCGGAAAAGGACAUUCGAGAAGCCAUGAAACUCCAAGCACAUCCUGAACACUUCCUAUAUCUGGCAAAGAUUUAUGCGAAGAUUGAUCUGCCCAUACAGGCUAUCGAAACCUAUAAGAGUGGUCGGCUGACAUUUCCCAUGGAACCAGCCAUGCUAAUCGGUGCCGCCAGGAUACUGGAAGAUAUGGAUGACUUAACCAAUUCCAGUCUCUACUACCGCGAUGCCCUGAAAAUCGAUGCAAUGAAUUUUGAGGCGCUGGCAUGCGUCGGGAUGGAGAAUUACUAUGCGGAUCAGCCAGAGCUCGCUCUGCGUUAUUACAGGAGAAUCUUGCAAAUGGGUGCCCACAGCCCGGAGGUUUUCAUCAACGUUGGAAUGUGCUGCUUUGUCAGUCACCAGAUGGACUUGAUGUGGCAAGCUUUCGAAAGCACUUUCGCCAUGGCCAAUAAAGAUCAGCUGGGCGAUUUGUAUUACAAUCUGGGAUAUAUCUGCAUAUGCAGUGGCGAAAUGGAAUACGCCAAGCGAUGCUUCCGGCUUGCUGUAUCCUGCAGUCCCAGCAAUGCGGAGGCUUUGGCGGCAUUAGGUCAACUAGCCUAUAAUGAGGGAGACCGUCAAAAGGCAGUUACCUUGUUCAACGCCAGCAUUACAGCUUCAACCAAAGAAGAUGCAUCGCAUGAAAUAUUUUACAACCUCAGUAUCUGCUACGAAGAUCUGGGCGAUUUCGACAACGCGUUGAAAAACGCUAUCCUGGCUCACGAUAAUCCAAGCGGUCUGGGCCAGUGGGACAAGGAUAUUAAAGAUGUACUUUUUCGCUUGCAGGCAGAAGUCAACGCUUUAUGAAAUACCUACGUAUAUUUUGUAGUUUUACUUAGUUGUAAAUUGAAUACGACUCGAUGGAUUAACAAACGAUGCAUGAGUUCUAGAGAUCGAUCGUUUUCUGUGGGAUG
This is a messenger RNA of Paramacrobiotus metropolitanus, 1767 nucleotides long. RefSeq names its product tetratricopeptide repeat protein 8-like. Gene Ontology annotation, cellular component: ciliary basal body; non-motile cilium; BBSome. Gene Ontology annotation, biological process: non-motile cilium assembly. NCBI's taxonomy places the organism in Eukaryota, Metazoa, Tardigrada, Eutardigrada, Parachela, Macrobiotidae. Bases 158 to 1660 code for a protein of 500 amino acids. The record is from RefSeq and is a predicted model, not a curated record. The transcript has 6 exons. Gene Ontology annotation, molecular function: protein binding.